Molecule: messenger RNA, 927 nt
Organism: Striga hermonthica
Lineage: Eukaryota; Viridiplantae; Streptophyta; Magnoliopsida; Lamiales; Orobanchaceae
Source: the annotation of a GenBank genome assembly
AUGAAUGUUGGCGAACACUUCAAAGACAUUGUGGGUAGCGCUUAUUACAUUGCUCCAGAAGUGUUGAAGAGAAACUAUGGACCGGAGGUCGACAUAUGGAGUGUUGGUGUCAUGCUUUAUAUCCUUCUUUCGGGUGUUCCUCCUUUCUGGGCAGCAGAAUCGGAGACGGGCAUUUUCAAUGCUAUAUUAAGGGGGCACAUUGACUUCUCAUCCGAUCCAUGGCCUUCAAUCUCAAGCGGAGCAAAGGAUCUCGUGAUGAAGAUGCUCAACUCGGACCCCAAGCAAAGGCUCACAGCAGCUCAAGUGCUAAGUCAUCCAUGGAUCAAGGAGGAUGGUGAUGCACCUGAUACACCUCUUGACAAUGCUGUCCUCAACAGGCUCAAACAGUUCAGAGCUAUGAAUCAAUUCAAAAAAGUUGCUCUUCGGGUCAUAGCCGGCUGCCUGUCAGAGGAAGAAAUCAUGGGACUCAAAGAGAUGUUCAAAGGCAUGGACGCCGACAACAGUGGAACUAUAACCCUUGAGGAGUUAAAGCAAGGGCUGGCCGAGCAAGGCACAAAGCUAUCUGAAACAGAAGUCAAACAGCUCAUGGAAGCUGCUGAUGCCGAUGGGAAUGGGACCAUAGACUAUGAAGAAUUCAUCACGGCAACAAUGCACAUGAACAGAAUGGACAGGGAAGAGCAUCUCUACACAGCUUUCCAGUAUUUCGACAAGGACAAUAGCGGGUACAUCACAAUAGAAGAGCUCGAGCAAGCGCUCAGAGACUUUGGAAUGGGUGAUGACAAGGACAUUAAAGAAAUCAUCUCUGAAGUUGAUGCUGAUAAUGAUGGCCGGAUCAAUUACGAUGAAUUUGCAGCCAUGAUGAAGAAAGGUAAUCCAGAAAUAGUAGCGAAUACAAAGAAAAGGAGGAGUGGAGUCUUCACUUCCUAG